AGAGUGAUUCCUUGCCACUGGAAUCUGUUUUGGCAAUUCUGGGCCAGAUGAAGACAGAGUUUUUCACUGGAUGAGGGUGUGUUCCAAGAAGUCAGAGGAGCUGUGGUGGAGCAGGCUGUGGUUGAAUCUAUUAAGAAUAACCGUUUUCAAGAAGCAUCUAAGAUGUUGGAACGGCAUUGCAAUAAGGAUACUAUUGACCAGAAAUUGCUUUCAACAAUCAUUAAAGAGAAGAAUUCAUCUCAUCCAGAUCUAGACCUCUUAACAUACAGCAAUUUGAAAAGGAGAAUGUUCUGUUUUGCAGAAAGCCUAAUUGGCAACUCGGAGCCAUUUCUUCUUCUUAGUGCAAAAAAAUCUACUUCAAGCACAGCAGAGGCCCAAAAUGAAGAAGUGAGAUUGGUCUGUAAUCAAGAAGCGAACCAGAACAUGCAGGCUUCUGGUGGGAAUAAAUGCUUAUCAAGUCCAGAGAAUAAAUGUUCCGUCUGUUCAAACAGGGUGGAAGCUCAGCCUGGCCUCCCUUGCAGUCUCACAGCCCUGCAAACUGCAUUCUGUGUCCUCCAUAAAUCAUCAGUGGAUCCAGUGGCGUUGUUUAAAAAGAUGGAUAUGUUGGAUUUUGAACUGUGUGAAAAUAGUGAAACACAAUGUAAGACAAGAAGCACGAAGCAGAAAACUGAGGCAAAGGCUAUUCAGCAAUGUAAAAAGCCAAGUGCGAAUUGCAUACAGGCUGUUUCUCGGUUUAUCAUAGAUCCUGACAGUCAGGAUGAGGUGGAAUCUGUUAAUACUAUACCUGAUGGUGGAAAAAAAAUUCAAAAUGACAGAGAGAGUCCCAUUAAACCAUGCAAUGGAAAUGGCACUUCUAAAGAAAUUGCGAAUCAAGAAACCAGCCCGAAAGUCAAGAGGCGAAAGUACUUCAAUCAUCCUGAUUUAGUUGAGAAUAAGGAAGACUGGAGUGAUGAAGAAUUUCUUUUUGAUGUACCUCCAAAGAUUUCAGUCCAGAAUGGAAGAACGUCACCAACAGAGAGUAAUUUUUCAUGCUCAAGUAAACGUCAGAAAUGGACAGUUGAAGAAAGCGAAUGGAUUAAACAGGGUGUACAAAAGUUCGGAGCAGGAAAUUGGCUGAAGAUCCUGAAGCAUUACCCAUUUUGUUAUCGCACUAGUGUCAUGAUUAAAGAUCGGUGGAGGACAAUGCAAAAGCUCGGAAUGACUUGAAAGAAUUUGCUCUUUAAAUAGUUUGACUAUUUACCAGAUAUAAAAAGCAUUGAUUUUUUUUAUUAUAGAGGAAAACUAAACUUUUAUAUUUGCUGUUUGAAUGAAAAGAAAACAAUCUCUGUUCGGUUACUACCUGUAGUAGUCCUUAUUUCAUGUGAGCAUGGUUUGUUGAAGAUAUUUUGUGUGCUUAGUAUGUGCAUUAAUGCAAAUAUUUUCAUCCAUGAACCUCUGCAAAAUCUGCCAACAGUACAAUUAAGGACAACAGAGAUUUUGGGCUUCUUUCCUUCCAGUGAAAUAUACUGUCCCUGCUGAAGAUGUUUUAAUUUUGUGAACCACAUCUGUUUUGACUUGUAAUACUUAAUGUAAAUGUGCUGAGUACACUUGAUAUUUCAAGAUUAAUCAUCAGACAAUAAAAGUGCUGAACCACCA
Messenger RNA from Pristis pectinata (smalltooth sawfish), 1635 nucleotides. It is a transcript of the gene terf2, whose product is annotated as telomeric repeat binding factor a. The record is from RefSeq and is a predicted model, not a curated record. Bases 163 to 1206 code for a protein of 347 amino acids. Lineage: Eukaryota; Metazoa; Chordata; Chondrichthyes; Rhinopristiformes; Pristidae. Gene Ontology annotation, molecular function: G-rich strand telomeric DNA binding; double-stranded telomeric DNA binding; telomerase activity. Gene Ontology annotation, cellular component: shelterin complex; nucleus; chromosome, telomeric region. Gene Ontology annotation, biological process: protection from non-homologous end joining at telomere; negative regulation of telomeric D-loop disassembly; telomeric D-loop disassembly. The transcript has 8 exons.